GUUUUUAUCGCUAUAACUACAAAUCCUAACAAUCGAGAAAUCUUUAAGUUACUUUUUAAUCUCAAUUUAAAUAUAAUUCACAGUAAAUCGCUUCACACUUGGAUUUUUACUCCCCUUUUAAAUGCAUCAUCUCAUUUCAUUUAAUGCUGAUGUUUUUAUUUAAUUCAUCCACAAGUUUCCAAUCACAUUGAUUUCCAUUUCAAAUUAUUCGUUAAUUUUGAUCAAGUUUUUACUCAAUUUUCACCACAAUGCCUAGGAUUACAGAUGAAAUAAUUUCAAGUGAUGACUAUGAAGCUUCAAAAGGCGAUUCCCGAGAAGAUUCAAACGUUUCUGGAUUAUCAAUCUUCACUCGACGGGAUCAAGUUUUAUUCAUUUGUGCUCUGUGUUAUGCCAACUUUGCCGAAGCGGCAUGUUACUCACUUCAAGCGCCUUUCUUCCCAAGAGUCGCCGAAGAAAAAGGUGCUUCACCAGCUGUUUAUGGUUUCAUCUUUAGUAUCCUCGAAGUUACCAUUUUAUUUACCUCGCCAAUUUUUGGUAAAUUAGUCGCAUAUAUAUCAUGUAAUAUUUUGAUGCAAUUUGGUCUCGCUGUUUCUGGGCUGACAGUCAUUUUAUUUGGAUUUACUAUUUACUUGCCAAAUGGAAUAACUUUUAUCUCAGUCUGCUUCAUAAUCAGAAUUAUCGAUGGAAUCGGUGUUUCUGCCAACCUUACCUCAAGCUAUUCAGCCAUGGCUAAGCAGUUUCCUGAAAGAAUCGCACUAAUUUUUGGUCUGCUCGAAGUCGCCUUCUCUCUUGGAUCAACAUUAGGUCCAACUUUUGGAGGUUUACUCUACCAAAUUGGUGGAUAUCGAUUUCCAUUCUUGGUUCUUGGGCUCGUUCUUUUUUCAGCGACAUUCCUUAAUUACUAUUUUGCUCCAAAAAUAGAUACACCAGAAACACGACGUCCAGUUGCUAUAACCACCUUUUUGGCUGACUUUGAAACUUUGGUUGAUCUCAUAGGCAUUUGUGUUGCUUUCACGGAUUUGGGUUUAUUGAAUGUUAUAUUAGAGCCUCAUGUCCGACAAUUUAAUUUAGGUCCCAUUUAUUUGGGUCUAAUUUUUGUUACUCAAAGCGUUUCCUAUGCAAUUUCCAGUCCAAUAAUCGGAUGGAUCGUUGAUCGAGGAGUUUCUCCUAAAGUGAUGAAUCUUAUUUGCUGUCCAAUCACUUUGAUCGGUGCAUUAUUUGUUGGCCCAAUUCCAAUAAUUAACAUUGAACCUAAAGUUUGGACAAUCAUUCUCUCCCUGGUUUUCAUCGGAAUAGGCGAAGCUGGUCGAGCCUUGUGUGGUUUUGUCUCCAUUAAAAAAGAUACGAUAACUCGAAGAGGUUUCUUUGAAAGCAUUGAAACAUAUGGUCUUAUCACAAGUACAUUUCUGUCAUGUACUAGCGUUGGAUAUUCAAUUGGACCUUCAGUUGGAGGAGUGCUUCUUGGAGCAUACGACGCUCGAGUCACAACUUAUUUUAUGGUAGCAACAAACAUCGCCAUGGCAAUCCUGUUAAUUAUAAACCUGGUUUACCGAUAUUGUUCAAAAUCAAGUGAAAAGGAUGACACUUUAAGCUUAAUUAGGAAUCAAAUUACCUCCAAUGGUCAUUAACUUAAUUUUAUUUUUCACUUUAAAUUUGAUCAAAUUCAUAUCAACUAGUUACUAAAUUUUGUAAAAUACUUUUAACUGUUUUAUAUUUGAUAGAUGUUAAAUGUAUGUAAGACUUGUUAGAUUAAUUACUCUACAAUUUUCAUUGGCUUUUAAAUCUUUGAAUCAUCGAUGACCGAGAAUCAAGAUGGAUUUUAAAUGUCUCUGCUUCAUGGCCAAUUCUGAUGGAUGUAACCAUGAAAGUCACCUGUUUAUUUGCAUUUACAAAUAUCCAUAAUACAGGUUGCCAUACUAUCUUCAUGGAAUGGAAACGAGCAAGAGAUUCUCAUUGUCAUUAACUUUCUAAAUACAGAAGCUACUGAGUAAAUGUAAUAUAAAUUAUUUUACUUUUCA
Messenger RNA from Tetranychus urticae (two-spotted spider mite), 2018 nucleotides. RefSeq names its product MFS-type transporter SLC18B1-like. Gene Ontology annotation, molecular function: transmembrane transporter activity. NCBI's taxonomy places the organism in Eukaryota, Metazoa, Arthropoda, Arachnida, Trombidiformes, Tetranychidae. The record is from RefSeq and is a predicted model, not a curated record. Gene Ontology annotation, biological process: transmembrane transport.